Messenger RNA from Coniosporium apollinis CBS 100218, 549 nucleotides. RefSeq lists its product as uncharacterized. The transcript is spliced from 3 exons. NCBI's taxonomy places the organism in Eukaryota, Fungi, Ascomycota, Dothideomycetes. Gene Ontology annotation, biological process: SRP-dependent cotranslational protein targeting to membrane. The record is from RefSeq and is a predicted model, not a curated record. Bases 1 to 549 code for a protein of 182 amino acids. Gene Ontology annotation, cellular component: signal recognition particle, endoplasmic reticulum targeting.
AUGCCCUACUUCACCACCAGCCAAGAAUGGUUCCACCAAUCCUCCCUCCUCCUCCAAGCGCGCCCUACCACCACACGCAUAACCUCCAAAUACACCAUCUCCUCCUCGACCUCCUCUGCUACAGCCCGCCGGAAACGCAAAGCCCAAGCCCGAGCUUCAGACACGACCGCCGACGCCAAUACCUCCGACACUACAAUCUCCACAACCCCAGCGCCGUCCUCACAACCCGCUGGUCCCAAAGCGACACUCACGCUAAAGACAUUCGACCCCGAGUCCGGCGUCUGCCUGAAAUACCAGACCACAAAAGCGGCUGAGGUAGGGCGGUUGAUUGCGAGUCUGGGGAAACUGGGGCGGGGGAUGGCUGGGUUGGCGGAGCUUGCUGAGGAUGCCACAAUGGUGGAUGCACCGCCCACGGAACAGGGACCAGGCCUGAGCACACCUGUAUCGGAUGCGGCAGGUAAGGAGGCGAAACCUGGGGCGUCGGAGACGAAGGCCGCGCCCCAGGCAGGGGGAGGUGGAGGGAAGAAGAGAAAGAAGGGGAAGAAAUGA